Messenger RNA from Phalacrocorax carbo (great cormorant), 5913 nucleotides. Lineage: Eukaryota; Metazoa; Chordata; Aves; Suliformes; Phalacrocoracidae. The record is from RefSeq and is a predicted model, not a curated record.
GGCGGGGGGUGAGCUGGGGGGACACAGACCCUCUUGGUCCUGCCUUCAUCCCCCUGAAACGCAGGGCCAGCCGGCAGCGAGGAGGAGGAGGAGGUCAGGGUGAAGGACUGUUCCUGCGUCCAGCGCGGAGCUGGAGCUCAUUCACACGGCCGGAGCAGCCCUGCCAGCUCCCAAAUAUCUUCACAGGCCUUUGGAGAGCGGGAGUGGUUAAAAAUAGCCAGCAUGCUGGAAAAUAUGACGGCCCCCCCUUUCCCUCCCCCCCCCCCAGGCUGCCGUUUGGGGCACGGGGCCGUGCUCAAGCCACAACGGCUCCUGUGGGACCCGGCCCUGCUGCUCGUGGGGUUUUGCUGCGCCGGCACCGCUGCCACCCCCAGUCCCCCGGGAGCCUGCGAAGGCAGCGGCCCCUUCGGUGUGGGGGGGUGUGGGUCCCACUCCUGCCAGCUGAUCCUCUCGUUCUGGGGUGCAGGGGGUGCAGGGUGGAGGUGGUUGGGGGGACUGUCCCCAUGGGAGCUGCCAGAGGGGCUGUCCCGCACCCCUUCCCACCGUCGUGUCCCCAUGAGCACGGCCUUGGUGCUGGGAGGCAGAGGGACGGCAAAUUGCCCGGUGGGUAUCGCUGCAGGUGGUGGGGUAUCGGGGUGUCGCUGCAGGUGGUGGCCUUUGGGGGUACUGGGGUGUUGGGCUGUGGCAUCUCAGCGACAGCUCCAUCCCGCUCCUCUGCUCCACCCCAGCUCGCAGAGAGUCCAGAGGUAGGCAAUUGCCCUCCCGCUUCGACCCCCCACUGGAGGACCACCCGCCGCCCAGCCUGGGUGCUGUGCCCACCCUGGGGGACGUGGCCCUGCUUCAGCAGCACUGGAGGGGGGCGAGCAGUGGUUUGGGGCCGGGGAGCCCUGAGGGGGGUCACCCAUGAGGGAUGGGGAGAUCUCUCAGCACCACUGGCUGAUACAGUGCGCCGUGCCCCGUGCAGCGUGGUGGGGUGCGGUGCCCCGCGAUUCGGGAUGCGAUGCCCCGCGCAGUGAGGUGUGGGGUGCGAUACACAGCGAUUCGGGGCGCGAUGCCCCACGCAGCAAGGUGUGGGGUGCGAUGCCCCGCGAUUCGGGGUGUGAUGCCCCGCACAGCGAGGUGUGGGGCACAAUACAUAGCGAUUCGGGGUGUGAUGCCCUGCGCAGCGAGGUGUGGGGCGCGAUACACAGCGAUUCGGGGCGCGAUGCCCCGUGCAGCGAGGUGUGGGGCGCGAUACACAGCGAUUCGGGGUGUGAUGCCCCGCGCAGCGAGGUGUGGGGCGCGAUACACAGCGAUUCGGGGCGCGAUGCCCCGCGCAGCGAGGUGUGGGGCGCGAUACACAGCGAUUCAGGGCGCGAUGCCCCGCGCAGCGAGGUGUGGGGCGCGAUACACAGCGAUUCGGGGCGCGAUGCCCCGCGCAGCGAGGUGUGGGGCGCGAUACACAGCGAUUCGGGGCGCGAUGCCCCGCGCAGCGAGGUGUGGGGCGCGAUACACAGCGAUCCGGGGCGCGAUGCCCCGCGCAGCGAGGUGUGGGGCGCGAUACACAGCGAUUCGGGGUGUGAUGCCCCGCGCAGCGAGGUGUGGGGCGCGAUACACAGCGAUUCGGGGUGUGAUGCCCCGCGCAGCGAGGUGUGGGGCGCGAUACACAGCGAUUCGGGGCGCGAUGCCCCGCGCAGCGAGGUGUGGGGCGCGAUGCCCCGCGCAGCGAGGUGUGGGGCGCGAUGCCCCGCGCAGCGAGGUGUGGGGCGCGAUGCCCUGCCCCCGGCUGAGCGACCCGGGCUGUGCCAGCCGGGGUGACCCACCCGCGGCAGGCGGGGCGUGGGCCGUGCCGCCGCGGCCACGCGUGCUCGGCCGGAGCCGGGGGGGCGGCGGGGAGCGGCGGCAUGGCGGGGGCUCGCUGCCUCUGGCUGCCCUGGCUCUGCCUGCGGCUGCUGCCGGGCGCAGCCUUCAACCUGGACGCCACCAGCACCCUGCUGAAGGACGGCGACAAGGGCAGCCUCUUCGGCUUCGCCGUGGCUCUGCACCGGCAGCUCAGCCCCGAGCCCGCCGGCUGGCUGCUGGUGGGGGCUCCCCAGGCGCCGGCGCUGCCCAGCCAAGGCGCCAACCGGACCGGGGGGCUCUUCGCCUGCCCGCUGACCCCCGAGCUCUCCGACUGCUGGCGGGUGCCCAUCGACGAGGGAGCGGACCUGCAGCGGGAGAGCAAGGAGAACCAGUGGCUGGGGGUGAGCGUGAAGAGCCAAGGUGCCGGCGGCAAGAUUGUGACCUGCGCCCACUUGUACGAGGCGCGACACCGGGUGCGGCAGCCCCUGGAGACGCGGGACGUGAUCGGGCGCUGCUUCGUGCUGAGCCAGGACCUGCGGGUGCGGGACGAGCUGGACGGCGGCGAGUGGAAGUUCUGCGAGGGGCGGCCGCAGGGCCACGACCGCUUCGGCUCCUGCCAGCAGGGCCUGGCCGCCGCCUUCAGCCCCGACCACCAUUACAUCCUCUUCGGGGCCCCCGGCACCUACAACUGGAAAGGGAACCUGCGCGUGGAGCUGCUUAACCAGAGCUCCCUCGACCUGCUGCGCUACGACGACGGGCCCUACGAAGCCGGGGGCGAGAAGGACCAGGACCCCUCGCUCAUCCCCGUGCCCGCCAACAGCUACUUCGGGCUGCUCUUUGUGACAAACAUUGAUAGCUCAGACCCCGACCAGCUGGUCUACAAAACCCCCGAGCCCAGCGAGAAGGUGCCCGGCGCGGCCGGCGACGUGGCCCAGAAUAGCUACUUGGGCUUCUCGGUGGACUCUGGCGCAGGGCUGACGCGGAGGCGGGAGCUGAGCUUCGUCACCGGAGCCCCCCGCGCCAACCACACCGGGGCCGUGGUCAUCCUGCGCCGCGACAGCGCCAACCGCCUGGUGCCCGAGGCCGUGCUGCCGGGCCAGCAGCUCACCUCCGCCUUCGGCUACGCUGUCGCCGUGCUCGACCUCAACAGCGAUGGCUGGAUGGACCUGGUGGUGGGGGCCCCCCACUUUUUUGAGCGCAAGGAGGAGAUUGGGGGGGCCGCCUAUGUCUACAUCAACCCGGCGGGGCGCUGGGACUCCGCCACCCCCCUCCGCCUCAACGGCACCCGCGGCUCCAUGUUCGGCAUCGCCCUCAGCACCGCCGGGGACCUCAACCAGGACGGCUUUGAGGACCUUGCUGUGGGAGCCCCCUUCGACGGCGCUGGCAAAGUCUACAUCUACCACGGCAGCAACCUGGGCAUUGUGGCAAAGCCGGCACAGGUCCUGGAUGGGGAGGGCGUGGGGGUGACGGCCUUCGGCUACUCCCUCUCAGGGGGGCUGGAUGUGGAUGGGAACCUCUACCCCGACCUGCUCGUCGGCUCCCUCUCCGACUCCGUCGUGCUGUACAGGGCCCGGCCGGUCGUCCACGUCUCCAGGAACGUCUCCCUGCUCCCCCCCAACAUCGACCUGGAGCAGAGCAACUGCCAGCACCAGGAGGGUGUCUGCGUGGAUGUCCGAGCCUGCUUCAGCUACACGGCCAGUCCCGCCAGCUACAGCCCCCGCCUCGUGCUGGAGUAUGUGUUCGAUGCCGACACGGACCGCCGGCGGCUGGGCCAGGCCCCCCGCGUCACCUUCCUCGGCCGCCGUCCAUCGGACCCCGAGCACCAGUUCUCCAACACGGUGGAGCUGCCCCGGCAGCACGCCCGUGCCUGCGUCAAAGCCACCUUCCAGCUCCAGGACAGCAUCCGUGACAAGCUGCGCCCCAUCGCCGUCACCCUCGCCUACGGCAUCCAGGGAGCCGGGGCCCCACGGCACAGCCGGGGGGCUGCGCGGCACAGCCGGGGGGCCGCCCUGCCGCCCCUGUCGCCCGUGCUCAGCCCCCAGCAGCCCAGCAGCCACCGCACCGAGGUGCAUUUCCUGAAGCAGGGCUGCGGGGACGACAAGAUCUGCCAGAGCAACCUCCAGCUUCGUUUCCAGUUCUGCGCCCGCCUGGGGGAUGCCGAUUUCCUCCCCCUGCCCCGGGGGGCAGAUGGCACCGCCAUCUUCGCCAUGAGCGACCAGAAGGACGUGGCCCUGGAGAUCCACGUCACCAACCUGCCCUCGGACCCGGCGGAGCCGCAGCGGGACGGGGACGAUGCCCACGAGGCCAUGCUCACUGCCACCUUCCCCCCGGAGCUGCCCUACGCCGCCCUGCGCCCCUACGACGGCCGGGUGCCCUCGGACAAGCCGGUGGUGUGCCUCGCCAACCAGAACGGCUCGCAGGUGGAGUGCGAGCUGGGGAACCCCAUGAAACGCGGAGCCCAGGUGCGGUUCUUCCUCAUCCUCAGCACCCUGGGCAUCACCAUCCAGACCACGGACCUGGCGGUGGAGCUGGCCCUGUCCACGAUCAGUGAGCAGCCGGGGCUGGAGCCGGUGGUGGCUCGCGCCCGCGUGGUCAUCGAGCUGCCGCUCUCCGUGACGGGCGUGGCCGUGCCGCCCCGGCUCUUCUUCGGCGGGGUGGUGCGGGGGGAGAGCGCCAUGCGGAGGGAGAGCCAGGUGGGCAGCGCCGUGCGCUUCGAGGUCACGGUCUCCAACCGGGGCCAGUCGCUGAAGACGCUGGGCUCGGCCUUCCUCACCCUCCUCUGGCCCCACGAGAUCAGCAACGGGAAAUGGCUGCUCUACCCCCUGCACCUGGAGCUGGCGGCUGCCCCGGGGCAGCGGGCGGCCUGCAGCCCCUCCGCCAACCCGCUGCGCCUGGCCCUGGAGCCGCCGGGGGAGGCUGACCCCACCGAGCCACCCACCUCGGGGUCCUGGUGGGUGCCGGCGCCCGCCGAGAGGAGGAGGAACGUCACGCUGGACUGCGCCCAGGGCACCGCGCGCUGCCUGGCCUUCCACUGCCCGCUGCACAGCUUCGAGCGCGCCGCCGUGCUGACGGCCCGCGGGCGCCUCUGGAACAGCACCUUCCUGGAGGAGUACCUGGCGGUCACCUCGGUGGAGCUGAUCGUGCGCGCCAGCGUCUCGGUGACGUCCUCCAUCAAGAACCUGGUGCUGAAGGACGCCUCCACACAGAUCCCCAUCUCCAUCUACCUGGACCCCGGCGCGGCGGUGGCCGGCGGCGUGCCCUGGUGGGUCAUCCUGCUGGCCGUGCUGGCCGGCAUCCUCGUGCUGGCCCUGCUUGUCUUCAUCCUCUGGAAGUGCGGCUUCUUCAAGCGGAGCAGCCGAAAGUCCCGCUACGCCGCUAACUAUUACCGGGCCCGCCUGGGCCUGCAGCCCUCCGCGGCGGAGAAGCAGGCGCCGGAGGGCGAGCGGUAACGCAGGGCUCUGCCGCCCCGGCGCCGGCGGGCAGCGAGCACGGGUGCGCAGGGGCGUGCGAGGGCUGGCGGCCGCCCUGCGCAGGUGUGCGAGGGCUGGCGGUGUGCCGCGGCGGAGGGACGAGGGUUUGCAGCGGCCGUGUGCGGGCGUGCGAGGGUUGGCAGGGUGGACGGACGAGGGGUUUGCAGUGUGGGCGUGCAAGGGUUUGCAGUGCCCAAGCCGGGGUGUGCAAGGGCUUGCAGUGUGCGUGUACGUGGGUUUGCAGUGCUGGCGCGCGGUGGUGCAAAAGUUUGCAGUGCCCGAACCGGGACGCGCGAGGGUUUGCAGUGCUGGCAUGUGUUUGCACAAGUGCUGGUGCAAAGCGCACGCCCCUGCGCUUUUGGGGUGAGAACCAAGGCAUGGGCAAGCGCCGGCACGAGCGCCCGUGCCGUGGAGUCACGGAGCCCUUCCCAAAGCCGGGGCGUCCCCGCGGGGCCCUGACUCGCGCCGGUCCCCCGCAGCUGGGCUUCUUCCGCCGGGCGCGCUACGCGCCGCCGGCCGUGCCGCAGUACCACGCCGUGAAGAUCCCGCGGGAGGAGCGGCAGCAGUUCCGCGAGGAGAAGACGGGCACGAUCCAGAGGAAGGAGUGGGCCGCCAACCUGAG